Clupea harengus (Atlantic herring) is the source of this 3673-nucleotide messenger RNA. It is a transcript of the gene kel, whose product is annotated as Kell metallo-endopeptidase (Kell blood group). Gene Ontology annotation, cellular component: plasma membrane. Gene Ontology annotation, molecular function: metalloendopeptidase activity. Lineage: Eukaryota; Metazoa; Chordata; Actinopteri; Clupeiformes; Clupeidae. Gene Ontology annotation, biological process: protein processing. The record is from RefSeq and is a predicted model, not a curated record.
GUGUGUGUGUGAGAGCGCAUCUGAGAAAGCCAGCGAGCGUGAGACAGAGUGCCGUUCUUCUCCGUCAGUCAGCGCAUGUGUGAGAAAAUUCCCACGCACACAAACACACACAUUUUAUAGGUAUCAAGAGUUGGAUGCCGUCUGAGGUGUUGAGUUUAACUGUUGAAUUCUUGUCUGGGUGGUGCCCUUUGCCAUGCGCCUGCUAGACUUUGAGACACUAUGGCUCUGUCACGGACAAGAACACACACUGAGUCACGGCUGCACUCUGUAAAUGAUGUCAAGGACUGAGAGAGAAAGAGGGUCAACCGAGAGGCCAUGUCAGUGUGUUUAUCUGCUAUAGGAACAGGGAGCAGGGAGAGUUAGGAGGGAAGAUAAGGGAAGAGAGAUGACAAUGAGAGAGAAGGAGAGGGGGGUUUACCGGUGAAGCGAAGCAACUGAGAGAGAGAGAGAGGGAGGGGGAGAGUGAAAAAAAGAGAAAGAGCUAUGAACCCAUCUUCAGUGGCAACAGCAGCAGAACCAAACAUGCAGAGUAUGACCAUAGAGGACACCCCGGCAGCAGCACAGCCCAGUGAACCUAAACCCUUUGCAUGGAAUAAGUGUGUCAAAGUUGUGUUGGUCCUCCUGGGUUUCCUCCUCUUUGCCAUGGCGAUUGGGUCGGGAUUGCACUCCCUCAAGCAGUGGAAGUCUCCCUCAAGUCUCCACAGUCUGGCCAACAGCAGAGCAGCCCCACAAGCAUGCUGUUCUCCUGCCUGUCUGAAAGUAGCUGAUCGUCUCUCAUUGGCCAUAGAUCCUUUCUCUCAGCCAUGCGACUACUUCCUGUUUACCUGUGGGUUGUCGGGAGCGACAAGGGGCAGACAGAGAGGCAAGGGCACCACUCACCAUAGCAACAGUGGGGAGGGUGAGAGGACAAAGAAAAGACAUGGUAAAAGGGUGGAGACAGACAGAGAGAAUGAUACUCUGGUUGAGAGACUGCCAGACAGAGAGACACUGCUGAAAGAGUCCAUUAGAGAAAUACUGGAGAUGGCGGAAGGGUUGGAUUCUCCAAACUCUCUGGAGUGGAAAGCACGACAGUUCUACCGGUCCUGCAUGAACACAGACUCCAUAGAGGGCCAGGGCUCUGAGCCGUUUCUCAAGGUCAUAAAGCAGUUGGGUGGCUGGUCAGCAUUAGGACAGUGGACUCAGACUGAUAUAAACUCCACCCUGGCCUUGCUAAUGGGUCAGUAUGGGACGUUUCCAUUCUUCAGUGUGUUUGUGGGCAAAGACCCCAACCAACAGCACAACAACACCCCGUAUAUACAGAUUGAUCAACCAGACUUUCAGAUUCCUACUGAGUGGGACGACCAGAGUGAGACAUCCAAAGCUGAGGCAGUGAGUAUGCGCCCUUUCCUCUCCUCCUCUCUGAACUUCCUCACUCUGCUGGGUGUUCCCAGAAGCUCCAGGGCUAUGUCUAAUGGGCUGUAUAUGGCUCUGUCCUCUGAACUGGCCAAAAAGUCUUCCCCUCUCCACCACCGUCUCCAGACCAACAUGCUCUACCAGAGAGUCACCAUUCGUGAACUACAGACUCUGGCACCAGUUAUUGACUGGCUUGGCUGCCUAAAGGCCACCUUUCACCCCCUGGCUAUCAGCGAAUCAGAUUCUGUCCUUCUGCACAACCUGCCGUACAUCGUCCACAUGUCCGACACUAUCAGCAAAUGGCUGCUUAAGAACGGCGUGAUGGGCAGUGGUACCAUACAGACCUACAUGAUUCUAAGCCUGCUGCACACUCUACAUCCUGCCCUGGACUCAAGAUUCAGGGAAACGCAAAGAAACCUCUCUGUUGCCCUUGGUAACAUGGAGGAAGAAGAUCCUCGCUGGAAACACUGUAUUAAAACGACAGAGAGAGGGUUUGACGUGCUGCUCGGUGACAUGGUCAGAGACAGAACUGCACAUAGAGAGACAGAAGAGCUGGUGGGGAAUCUGUACUCCUCUCUCCAGAGCAAGUUAACUGAUCUGGCAUGGCGAAACAAGGAGUCCCGCAACUCCGUUUUAAAAAGGGUGAAGUCUCUGACACCACGAUUCAUGGCUCACACAGAUAAACAGAAACUUGCAGAACUCUACUCUGAGGUGGUGAUCAGCGAAGACAGUUAUUUCGCAAACUGCCUUCAAUCUCUCUUACUUCAACAGAAGCGAAGAACCCAGCUCUUCUCACAAAGCUUUCAGCCCGACAUUAUGUCCAUCACUCCAUUCCUCUCAGGGAGUGCUAUCAUCUUUCCCUCAGGGAUGUUUUUGCCACCUCUUUUCCAUCCCUCAUAUCCAAGGGCGUUGAAUUAUGGAGGACUCGGAUUCAUGAUGGCCAAAGACCUCCUCCACCUCCUCCUGCCAGACCUCCACACAGAGAGUGGUAGCCCCGAGUCAGUAGCAGCGUGUGUGUGGUCUCACUACAUCAGUGUCACGGAGGGCCCCGGGCGCGUUGGGGCUUUCUCUCUCGCUCCAUCGCAGAAGCUGGAGGUGUGGGUGCAGUACACUGCCCUGCAGGUGGCGCUACAGGCCUAUCAGAACAGUUUGCAACAGCAUCAGAAUGACGCCUCUCUGACGGGCCUCUUCCACAAUCAUCUCUUUCUCACUUCUUUCACACAAGUCAGCUGUGAUCCUUAUCCAUACCGUCAGCUGAUGACCUUUGAACCUUCUUUCCUGGUGUCUGUCAUUUGUGCCAACUCUGACCUCUGUCCUUCACAGAUGACCUGUGAGAAGAAGCCACUGGUUGCCCCCUUGGACAGCUGCUGAUGCUGGUCUGAAAAGGCAAUCCCUUUUAUCACUGUUGUUGAUGGUCAUUUUUAAUACCACAGAUAAAUGGAGACUCAGUCAGGCAAUGGUUGAAGUUGUAUUCUUUACAAUGAUGUGCACCAACAGAGAUAACAUGGCUACACAUAGAGAUACACCAGCUUGUCUGAUUAGAUCAGAGAAAGUCUGAGUUUAAGUACCUUCAAAUAAGCAUCUUCAUUUUUCGCACCAAAAGACAGACACAUCGCCGCAAAGACUUAAGCGCAGAAUGGAUGGAAACAGACUUGGCCAGAGACUUCUGAAUAUAAGAUACAGUAGAAUAAUGAUUCUGAUUCACAACCUUUUCACUGUUCAGGAUUCAAGAUCGACUCAGCUAACCUUACCCGAGACCCUAACCGUCUAUAACAUACAAGAGGAAAUGUCUGGGGAAGGAACGGUCAGGAUUGCACUUUUCAUAUCAUUUUCAUCUUUUCAUCUGAUUUUUGUCAGUGAAAUAUGGAGAAGCACUGAAAGCAACCAUGUCAUGCAACCUUCUAUGUCAAGGGUUUAGCUGUGCGUCACGUUUUGUGUUACCGUUUGUUUGUUUUUUGGAAUAAGACAGAUGUACUGACAUGACAAAGUCCACAAGGACCACACACCAGAAACACAGAAGGAAAGCACUUUACAGAGGGUGGGAAAUUACCCAUUUCACCCGUGACCAUGAAGCACUGUCUAUUUAUUGAUGUUUAUUUGGAAUCAAGGAAUCACUACAAACACCAUACAAAUAGACUACAUGGAUAAGCUGGUGUAUAUGGUGUACCUAAGCACUAGCAAAGUUCCAUUACUUUAAUGCAUCUGUUACAGAUAGAUCACAAAAUGUCACAAGAAAAUAUAUAUCAUUGUAAACAUACCAUAAUAAACAUACUAUACCUUU